AUGAUGAACAUGUCCGUAUUCAACACCAAAUCAGGCAAGGUAAUCAUGCACGACCCCUUUGCCAUGCGCCCCUUCUUUGGCUACAACUUUGGCCAGUACCUCUCUCACUGGCUGUCCAUGGCUGACCACCCUGGUGCCAAGCUGCCCAAGAUCUUCCAUGUCAACUGGUUCAGAAAGAGCCCCACAGCUGGUUUCCUCUGGCCUGGUUUUGGAGACAACAUCCGUGUGUUGGACUGGAUGUUCCGGCGAGUGAAUGGCAAUACUGGUGCCAUGCCUUCUGCAGUGGGCUACUUACCCUGCUGCCAUUCCCUGAAUCUCCAAGGCCUAGAGGGGAAGGUGGAUCUGAGUGAGCUGUUCUCCUUGGAUCAGGAGUUCUGGCAGAAGGAAGUGGGGGAGGUGAGGAAGUAUUUCACCACGCAAGUGAACGAUGACCUGCCCAAUGAGGUGGCCCGGCAGCUGGAGCUGUUGGAGCAGCGGGUGAGGCAGAUGUGAAGAGGAACAGAGUGCAGUUUAGGUAUUAUAAAUGGACACCAGAGGAUGUUUAGCCUUCAUGUGGCUGACAUGUGCAAGUGCAAUGUUUUCAUCCUACUCUGUUUUUAUUUAAAACUAAGUUAUUUCAAACAUUGACCCAGAUUCAUUGCCAUAUACCUGAAUAUAUUUUUUGUUUGAACGCUCAGCUCUGUUCUGUUUAUGUGGCUGUUUGUUGGCUUAAUUUAUUUUUAUACAGUAAUGGAAAGCCUUUUGUUCUCUUUAUUGUAAUCUGGGUCUCUAAAAC
Molecule: messenger RNA, 775 nt
Organism: Cyprinodon variegatus (sheepshead minnow)
Lineage: Eukaryota; Metazoa; Chordata; Actinopteri; Cyprinodontiformes; Cyprinodontidae
Product: phosphoenolpyruvate carboxykinase, cytosolic [GTP]-like
Exons: 2
Coding region: 1-492 (163 amino acids)
Biological process (GO): gluconeogenesis; cellular response to insulin stimulus; propionate catabolic process
Cellular component (GO): cytosol; mitochondrion
Molecular function (GO): manganese ion binding; GTP binding; phosphoenolpyruvate carboxykinase (GTP) activity
Source: RefSeq, a predicted model, not a curated record